GACGGCACAGGACCGCCAGGGGGCGCAGCGGAGCAGAUAUAAUAUAAAGUUUGGCGCUUCCUGUCUGAACUUCGGACUUGCGCUGAUUGGACGGCUGCAGAGACAGGUGUCGUCAGACAUGGCGGAGGUCCAGAUACGGGAAGGAUCGGUCAGCACAUCGGGACAGACCUUGUUUUACCGCGAGGCGGUCCCGCCGCCGCAGCCGCCGAGCGCCCCCAAACCCCCCGUCCUUCUCCUGCACGGAAUUCGCUUCUCAUCCCAGACAUGGCUGGAGCUCGGGACGCUGAACAAGCUGGCCGCCGCCGGUCACCGCGCCGUCGCCAUCGACCUCCCCGGUCUGGGCCGCUCCAAGGACGCCGUGGCCCCGUGUCCCCUGGCAGAACCGGCCCCGGCCUCCUUCAUCCAGGAAGUGCUCGACGCCUUGAAUUUGGCCCCUGCGGUGAUAAUAAGCCCCUCCCUCAGCGGCAUGUACUCUCUCCCCCUCCUCCUCCACAACCCGCAGAGCGUCGCCGCCUACGUGCCCGUCGCCCCCAUCUGCACCGACAAGUUCUCCGCUCAGGACUACGGCCGCGUUCAGGUUCGCACUCUGAUCGUUUAUGGGGAUGGAGAUGAGCAGCUGGGGGAGAUCUCGCUGCGGAACCUGAAGAAUCUGACCAAUCACCAGGUGUUUUGCAUGAAGGGGGCGGGGCACGCCUGUUACCUGGAUGACCCAGACACCUGGCAUCGCGGCCUCUUGGAAUUCCUCGCAAGCCUGAAAUGAAGUUCCCAGAAUACGGGCCGACCCCCCCCCCCGCUGUAAUUACAUUGUGAUUGUAGAGCCAGAUUGAACGCCAUAGACCGCCAGAUUGAACGCCAUAGACCGCCGGACCAAGUGCCAUAGACCGCCAGAGUGAACGCCAUAGACCGCCAGAUUGAACGCCAUAGAUGGCCGGACCAAAUAUUGCAAUAAUAAAACGCCCCCCCUCCUCCAAUCUAUAUUGCGGCAGAUCUUAAAAAUAAAUGUCUUUCUUUUGAUUAAAAAUAAACAUCAUACAUUAUAAAAAGUUUAUUGCA
This is a messenger RNA of Rana temporaria (common frog), 1053 nucleotides long. Its product is annotated as protein ABHD14B-like. The transcript has 4 exons. Bases 119 to 760 code for a protein of 213 amino acids. Gene Ontology annotation, cellular component: cytoplasm. NCBI's taxonomy places the organism in Eukaryota, Metazoa, Chordata, Amphibia, Anura, Ranidae. The record is from RefSeq and is a predicted model, not a curated record.